This is a messenger RNA of Drosophila albomicans, 3179 nucleotides long. RefSeq names its product tachykinin-like peptides receptor 99D (gene TkR99D). NCBI's taxonomy places the organism in Eukaryota, Metazoa, Arthropoda, Insecta, Diptera, Drosophilidae. Gene Ontology annotation, biological process: G protein-coupled receptor signaling pathway. The coding region runs from base 698 to 2509 and encodes 603 amino acids. Gene Ontology annotation, molecular function: tachykinin receptor activity. The record is from RefSeq and is a predicted model, not a curated record. Gene Ontology annotation, cellular component: plasma membrane. The transcript is spliced from 10 exons.
CAACGGCAAACUCGCGCGCGAACAGUUCGAAAAAGGCGACGAACGGUGUCGCUUGUUGUGCCACUGUGCUGUCAAUUGGGAUAACUUGGAAAAUGCUUAACGCAUGGAAAAUGCCGGCGGCAACAUUUUUUUCGUAUCGUAUCGUAAUUAAAUUUUGGGGGCCAGUGAAUUGAAUUCCAAAUUGAAUUUUCUCUAAAAUAAACAUAAAAACAUUAAACAAUUGACCAGUGCAGUGCAAGGUGUGUGUUCCGUUUGUGUUUAUGUUUUUUGUAUCUAGCAAAUACAGCAACAAAAUAAUAAAAUAAAAAUGAAAAAUUUGAUUAUGGCCCCUGCUUUGAAUGGAACCAAUAAAUAUUUACAUAAAAUCGUUGCUGCUUAAAAAAAUAACACCAUAUAAAAAUUAUAAUUUAUGAGCGAUUUAAAAUUCUUUUACCCAACAAAUUCAACACACAUUGCUCAUACGCCACGUGAUUCGACAGGUAUUUCCCGGCACACGAGCAAGCAAAUGGAAACCAAAUAGGAAUAGGAAUAGCAAUUCCCUCCAAAUAAAAAAAAAGGACACGCAACAUUAGUCAGAACAAACAAAGGGAACGCGAGGCCAAGGACAAAAGGGGACAACGGGAGACUCCCAGAACGCCAGUUAAAAGACUGGUCUCUGUCUCUGUGUGUCUCCGUGGUGGAACAUCCGUCACUCGUCAUGGAAAACAUCGAUGAGCUGCUGGACAGCAAUGACAGCGACCAUGGCAAUGGCGACAUCAGCUACAGCUGGAGCAACUGGAGCACUUUAGCGCCAGCCAUCAUCUACAAUGCAAUGAACAGCGUCAUGGCUGUGGCCAAUCAAACGCCACUUCCUGAUUUCAAUCAAGAUUUCCGACACAACAGUCUGACCUACAAUCUGAGCCGGGUUUUGCCCACUGGCAUUACGGGUCUAACAGCCGGAGAUGUUGGCUUCGGUGUCAAUGGCGAUCACGAGGAUGCCGCAUCGCCGGAUGCCAAGUUUGCCUUCGUGGUCCCGUGGUGGCGUCAGGUGCUCUGGAGCAUACUCUUUGGUGGCAUGGUAAUUGUGGCAACUGGCGGCAAUCUAAUUGUCGUCUGGAUUGUGCUGACCACCAAGCGGAUGCGCACCGUGACCAACUAUUUCAUAGUGAAUCUCUCGAUAGCAGAUGCGAUGGUCUCCAGUCUGAAUGUGACCUUCAACUAUUACUAUAUGCUGGACGGUGAUUGGCCCUUCGGCGAGUUCUACUGCAAGGUAUCGCAAUUCAUAGCCAUGCUGAGUAUCUGUGCAUCGGUGUUCACUCUAAUGGCCAUUUCAAUCGACAGGUACGUGGCAAUUAUGAAACCACUGCAACCGCGGAUGAGCAAACGGCGUAAUUUGGCCAUCGCCGCGGUCAUCUGGCUCUCCUCGACUCUCAUCUCCUGCCCGAUGCUGCUCUUUUUUAAAACCGAAGAGGUGCCGGUGCAGAACACAACACGCAGCGUCUGUUUUCCUGAGUGGCCAGAUGGCCAAACGAAUCACUCGAAGCAGGAGCAUCUCUACAACAUACUCAUUCUUAUACUCACCUACUUUCUGCCCAUUGUCUCGAUGACGGUCACCUACUCGCGUGUGGGCAUCGAACUGUGGGGCUCCAAGACCAUUGGCGAGUAUACGCCCCGCCAAGUGGAGAAUGUCCGCAGCAAGCGAAGGGUUGUCAAAAUGAUGAUUGUGGUCGUUUUAAUAUUCGGCGUCUGUUGGCUGCCCUUCCACACGUACUUCAUUAUUACAUCCUGUUAUCCGGCCAUCACCGAGGCACCUUUCAUUCAGGAACUAUAUCUCGCAAUCUAUUGGCUGGCCAUGAGUAAUUCCAUGUACAAUCCGAUUAUCUACUGCUGGAUGAAUUCGCGGUUUCGCUAUGGCUUCAAAAUGGUCUUUCGCUGGUGUCCUUUUGUGAAUGUGGGCGCCGAGUCGCUUAACCGCCGAGAUAAUCUCACAUCGCGCUACUCCUGCUCCGGUUCACCCGACCACAAUCGCAUCAAACGGAAUGGUAAACGCUCCUGCGGCUGCCUAAUGACUUCUGUCUUGAUUCACGCACUCUCUUUUUGUUUUGUCUUUUGCUGCUCCAAACAGAUACACAGAAAUCCAUACUGUAUGCCUGUCCCGGCUCACCGAAAUCGCAUCGAGUUUCGCACUGCGGUCUGCUGCGUAACUCGGUGGGACGAACUGUGGAACAGGUUGCCAGCGAGGGACAGCAAAGGCACUCGAUGCCGGUCAGCAGAAACAGCGGAGGGCCGAUUAGUCUGCGUGGCCACAGAUCGCCGUAUCAGCAGGAGAUGCAGGAACGUUGGAGCAGCGACAAGUGCAGCAGUGGCAUCAACAUGGCAACAGAAAGUCGCACCACAAACCUUUUGCCUUGACAGACAGCAGCGGCAGGAACAUCAGCAACGUCACCGGAAAGCAUCGAGUUGCAGCUGCAAAUGCAAGUCGUUUGCUCCUCUGGUUACAACAAUAACUAUCGUCGCAUCAACAAUGUGAACAAUGUGGCAAACACAACACAGACAGUGGCUGAUGACAAAACUUGGCUGUAGGUUCCUCUUGCGACCUUCUCCCAAUCAUGUCUCGAAUUUAUGUUUAGCGAAUGGAUACUGUUAAAUACAUAAUUAAUUGAUGUAAAUGUAAACCAAAAGCAAAAUUAAUUGAUAGACUCCACACGUAAACGUCUUACAUGCCAGACAGACAAGUGAGGCAAAUCAAUGAAUUGAAUGAAUGAAAGCGUGCUGCCAACGGGGCGAAUACGUUAUGCGAUUCGUGGAAAUGAUAACUCACUUAUGUUCAGCUGCCAUAUCACAUUUCAUAAGCAUUCAUUGCGGCUACAUUAAAUGCGUGUUUAAUACCAGAAACCAAAAACUAUAUAUAUAUAAUAUAUUAUUUCGUUGAUCUAAGUGCUAAAUAUAAUGGAUAAACCAUAAACCAAAGUCAUCUAUGGAUUUAAAGCAAAAUGAAGACUUUAUAAUUCUAUACGUGUUACACUUGUAUAUAAACUAAAACGUAUCAAAUACUUACUACAUACAUAAUAUAUGGUAACAAUUCUUUAACUCUUUAAGUUAUGCAAAAUUUAUGUGUAAAUAUGAAAAUAAAUUGUAUUUGUUUAGGCACGAUUCAAUGUCUGCCUCUCUGAGAAUUGUGAAUAAAGCGUCUUACUCAA